GUGAUAGCGGCGAUCCUCACGGUGACGCCCAAGGCGCGGCUCUCAGAACUGGUUCUGGCGAAAGCCAUUCUUGAGUUCUACGACGCGCAGAAGCUUGCCCCGUCCGGGAUAAGCCAGCAGGCCCUGGCGAAGUGGGCAAGUCGAAUGGCCUACGGCGCGCGCAAAGUCUGCCAGAAGUUUAAGCGACUGGUGUACGUAACGUCUCCGGCAGCUGUGCCGGGCUGCCUUGAGGUGUUCGACCCGUGGGCAGUGCUUAAGCAGAAGAUCGAGGCGCUCAAGACGCAACCUGCGCAGCCUGUGCACGCGCAACCUCGCCAGCAGGCGCUCAAGCCUGAAAAGGGGCCACGCACUGGCAGCCCUGGCCGCCACAGUGUGCCCGAGCAUGUCCUAAGUGCUCUGAGCAAGCUCAGCUGCUCGCUGCCGCCUGCCGAGCCCGUCAGCACGGCGCCCGAGGGCAAACGCAAGGCCAAGUCGCCUGCCAAGCCCGCAGUGCCCAAAGCUGCAACCAAGCCACCUGCAAAGAAGGCGGCCCAGAAGCAGAAGAAGUCUGCGGCGGCCAAGCUCAAGGCCGACGAGGACCUCGAGAAGCAGUUGGGCCUUGCUGCAGCCGGGGAAGCUGUCUACAAACCCAAAGAGUUCCAGCAGCUCAAGUCGGCUUUUGUGAGUCGACGCCGGUCCGCUGGCAACACCUUCGCAGAGGCCACGAAGGCGUGGAUGCUCAGCUCGGAACGGGCGCUGUUUCUCACAACCUUGAGCGAGAAAGAGCUCAAGCGGCGGCGCUUUGCCUGA
Molecule: messenger RNA, 789 nt
Organism: Effrenium voratum
Lineage: Eukaryota; Dinophyceae; Suessiales; Symbiodiniaceae
Source: the annotation of a GenBank genome assembly